AUGAUAGCCUCCCCCUAUGUCGCCCCCUCCCGCGCCAGCUCCCCAUCUCCCGAGCGCACAUACAACCCCGCCUCAGACGCGAAAGCAAUCCUCGACGAGCUCCGACACACAUUCACGCGACCCUCGCCGCAGCCACUAAUAGAAAUCCUGCCGACUCUGACGCCGCAGCAGCUCAAAUCGCUGCGCAAAGAAUACAAGACGCUCUACCGGGGCGUAAACCUAGCCAAGCACAUAAAAUCCGUUUUCACGACGUCCACGCCCUUCGGCAAAAUCAUCUUCGCCGUAGCCCUGGGGCCCUACGAGAGCGAAGCGUGGUUUUCGAACGGCUGGUACCAGAAAAAGGAGACGCGCAACGAGCUGCUGAUCGAAGCGCUAAUGGGCAAAUCCAACGCCGAGACGGAAGCGAUCAAGGCAUGCUUCAAGGACGCCAAAUACGACUCGUCGCUCGAGAAAGCAGUCGCCGAGGAGCUGCCCGCCAACAAGUUCCGCGUCGCGGUGAUGGCGCAGCUCUCCUGCGGCCGCAUGGACGAGUCCGCGCCGUUCGUAGAAGCGGGCGUCCAUGAGGACGUUAAAAGACUUGGCACGAUCCUGGAGCGCACUAAUGGCGCCGCGGGUGGUGAAACCGAAAUGGUCGGGAUUAUUGUUAACCGCUCCGAUCGAUGGCUCCUCGCCGUCGCCCAGCUGUAUAGACAGGUCUAUCAGCGCGACUUGGCGAAGGCUGUCAUGAAGCACUCCAAGAACCUUGUGGGCGAAACACUCCUCCACAUUCUCUCAGGCGUCACAGACCGGCCUUUGCGCGACGCGAAGCUUUUGCAGCAAGCGCUGGUAGCGGUAGUGGAGCAGAGCCGCGAGGACCUGCUGAUCUCGCGCGCCACAAGGAUCCAUUGGGACCCGAGACACCUAAGAAGGGUCAAGAAGGUCUUCAAGAAGAAGUAUGGCGGUCUGUCGGUGCGAAGGUCGUCGAGGUCGCCAAAGGGAGCUUUAGGGAGUUUUUGCUGA
Molecule: messenger RNA, 999 nt
Organism: Tricharina praecox
Lineage: Eukaryota; Fungi; Ascomycota; Pezizomycetes; Pezizales; Pyronemataceae
Exons: 2
Coding region: 1-999 (332 amino acids)
Cellular component (GO): cytoplasm
Molecular function (GO): calcium ion binding; calcium-dependent phospholipid binding
Source: RefSeq, a predicted model, not a curated record